AUGAUUCUAGAGCGGAGAGGCGUCCGACACCACCUCCUUCGCGUUUUGGACCAGGUCGAGGUGGAGUUAACUGCCGCCGAGUUCCGCGACGCCGCCGGGGCGGCGGUAUCCGACAUUGCAUCGAGGGGAAAGCUCUCCGUCGUGGUGGGUUGGUCCAAGUCAUUCAUCUACUCCCUCCCCGUUGAUCGGUUUCACCCUGGGUUCGAUGUCUUUUACGGGUCGGGUCCGGAGGACCGGGUCUCCCCGCAGUUGAGUUACGAUUGCUGCUUUCUCUAG
This is a messenger RNA of Linum trigynum, 276 nucleotides long. Lineage: Eukaryota; Viridiplantae; Streptophyta; Magnoliopsida; Malpighiales; Linaceae. The record is from the annotation of a GenBank genome assembly.